Molecule: messenger RNA, 942 nt
Organism: Rhizopus microsporus ATCC 52813
Lineage: Eukaryota; Fungi; Mucoromycota; Mucoromycetes; Mucorales; Rhizopodaceae
Exons: 1
Coding region: 9-914 (301 amino acids)
Source: RefSeq, a predicted model, not a curated record
CAAACUCAAUGCCCGCAGCACGCAAAAGAAAGGCUGUCAACUAUGAUCAAGAAGCAUCAGACAGUGACUUUGUUGAACAAGAUACCUCAAAAAGGCAUAAAAAGUCAAAGAGAGAGCUGACGCCCGACACUGACGAAGCAGAUCUCCAAGACAGCGAUCAUGAACUUAUCUCUCUUCAUUCAUUCAACCCUGCCAAAAUAAAGAUACCACAACCCAAAGGAGGACCAUUUGCUGAUGCAUUAUCACCAGACACUCUCAUGUUCCUCGCAGAACUUGCCGAAAACAACGAUCGUGACUUUAUGAGAGUCAAAGCCAAAGAAUGGGAUAAGGCCAAGAGGGACUUUAUUGACUUUGUGGGCCUCUUGAUGAAGGAGAUCCACCAGGUCGAUCCUUCGGUCAGAAUGGAAAAUGCAGUCAAGGCAGUUUAUAGACAGCAUCGGGAUUUGCGUUUCACAAAUGACAAGCGACCUUACAAGUCCAACCUGUCUGCCUCAUUCUCUCGAACAGGCCGCAAAUUUUUGGACGCAGGGUACCAUUUAUCUGUCAAGCCGGGCAAUCAAACUUUCUUUGCAGCAGGUCUGUGGCAGCCAAACAAGAACAUGCUGGCAAAUUUACGAUCGAGUAUCAUUCGUAACGCUAGCCUAUUACGUGAAGCACUCUCGACAGAGGCAAUCAAAGACGUAUUUGAUGGAGCGACGGUAACAGAGAUUCUAAGUGAUGAAGAUAAAUUAAAAAUAGCACCGGCAAAUGUUGCAAAGGAUCAUCCUGAAAUCGAUUUACUGAGAUACAAGAGUUUUGUCGUAGUCAAGAACUUUACAGAUCAAGAAGUGAUCUCUGAAGGCUUUGUAGAAAAAGUAAUGGACGUUGCAGAAGCACUUGUUCCUUUUGUGACAGUUCUUAAUUCUUGGGUAUAAAACAAACUCAUUGCAAUGUAUAUAAAUC